Molecule: messenger RNA, 1305 nt
Organism: Lactuca saligna
Lineage: Eukaryota; Viridiplantae; Streptophyta; Magnoliopsida; Asterales; Asteraceae
Source: the annotation of a GenBank genome assembly
AUGCUGAAAAAAGUUGAUCCUACCAACACAGUUCUAAUCACUUACUUACAAACCACUGAUACUUCUAUUGAAACUGGGGUUCUUUUGGCAAUAGAAGAAGCGAAGAAGACUAAAAGUUCGAAGAAGGUUGCUGCUGAAUCUUCUAAGAAAUCUGUCAAAGAAUCUAAAUUUACAAAAAGUCCGAAGAAGUUACCGAUUACAGAAGCUGAACCAAUCAAACCCGAAGUUGUUAUUGCUGAUACCCCAUCCACUCAAAAGGAAAUCAUUCCUUUGAAGACUGGUGUUUUUCGAAGAAUCAAGAUGAAAUCAAAACAUAAGAGUCGUUCACCUGUAACAAAUGUUGUUCGUAAACCACUUGUUUCGCAUCAAGGUGUUAUCUUUCGUGAGAUUCCUGUACCUGAUUCACCAUGUUCUAAGAAGCGAAGGGCAACUGAUAUGGCCAAACACAUAUCAAAGAAGAAGAAGAAGAGUAGGGUGAUCAUUUCAUCAAAUUCUACUGCUGAUGAAAAUGAAACAAUUCCAGAAACACCAGAAGCUGAUCUUCAGAACGAUUCUUCUCAUCUUGAGUCAACUGAUGUAAUGCCUCCCGAAGCUUCGGUUGCCAAGACAGUUUCUGUGGAGGCACGAACUUCUGACAUUUUUGUAAACAUAUCUCAUAUAGAUGAAAAUGUCACAUUAGGUGAGGAUGCUUUGCACACAGGAGACAAAGGUAAACCUUCGGAUGUUACCCCAUAUAUUAUUGUCUCUUUACCUGCACAACUCACACCUAUCAUUCCUACUACAUCCACAACUGAUUCUCCUACCUUUGAAAACAUCAUCAAACAACCAAUUACAUCUCUUUUUUGUUCACAAUGCACUAAUCCACCUACCAAAACUUCACCAAUUCAAGAUUCUUCUUUCAUGGAAACUGAACAUGAGUCCGAAGGUUUUGGAGGGACAUUUGAAAAUCUAGAGUUUGAUGAAGAAGAGACUGACUUCCCAGAUCACAUGCUCAUGACAAUGAAACAGUUGAAGAUAUUGAAUACAAAACUUAAUUCAAUUCUUCAAUCUCAGGCUGAUCUUGGGAGAGGAAAUUUAGUGACCAGUCUUGAAGUGGAUGGUCUGUUAAAGAUGGUUGAAGGGAGGAUUUCUUCGAAAGUUUCAGGAAUGAUAAAGGAUUCUGAGUCUUGUCUCCCGGAAAAAAUUGAUCUUUGUGAUCAUAGUAAUGAGAUAGGGGUCAAUGCUCAGAAAUCUACAUUUGAAGGUGAUCUGAAGGAAUUAAAGUGUGCGGCUAGGGAGUGUGCGGCUUGCAUUGUGUACACUUAA